Messenger RNA from Equus quagga, 5743 nucleotides. It is a transcript of the gene ZNF699, whose product is annotated as zinc finger protein 699. The transcript has 6 exons. The record is from RefSeq and is a predicted model, not a curated record. Lineage: Eukaryota; Metazoa; Chordata; Mammalia; Perissodactyla; Equidae. Bases 242 to 2149 code for a protein of 635 amino acids. Gene Ontology annotation, biological process: regulation of DNA-templated transcription.
UGUGAGGUGAAUUUUCGCCUCCGUGUGCUCCCUGCCCGGCUGGGCCGGGCCCGCCCCAGGUUGGGUGCGCGGGAAGCGGAGAGCUCUGCCUUGGGGCUCGGCGGUCAAAGGGCGGCCGACGCCGGAGCCUCGCCCCGCCGCGGCGCUUCCUCAGAGAGCCCCGGCCCGCUCCGUCCGCGGCUGCGGCUCGUCCCGAACUCUCCGAGUCCGCGACUCUGGGCUGGAUCCAGCAGUCGGGACCAUGGAGGAAGAAAGAACAGCUGCUGAAUCACGGAAAAAUAUGGACUCAGUGGUCUUUGAGGAUGUGGCUGUGGACUUCACUCAGGAGGAGUGGGAUUUGCUGAAUCUUGCUCAGAGGAACCUCUACAGAGAUGUGAUGCUGGAAAACUUGCAGAACCUGGCCUCACUAGGAUAUCCACUGCACACACCCUGUUUGAUCUCCCAUUGGAAACAAGAGGAGGACCUGGAGAGAGUGAAGAGAGGACCUAUCCAGGGGGAGCAUCAGGAAGGUUUUGAGACCCAACUUAAAACUAAUGAAUCAGUCACUCCACAAAAUAUUUAUGGAGAAAAAACAUCCAAGGAACAGAAAACAGUAAGAUUCAAAAGGAGUGAUUCCUGGUCAUCCAUUUUGCACAAAAACUGGAAAUACCAUGGUAUUGAUUAUCUGAACAAAAAUCAUGAGAGACAUUUGAGAAGUCAUGUGGUUGAGAACAUCUAUGAAUGCAAUGAAGAAAAUCAGUGUGGACAAACCUUCAGCCAAAUUCCAAAUCUUAAUAUACUCAAGAGAACUGAAGUAAAAUCCUAUGAAUGCCAUGAGUGUAAAAAGGCCUUCACAGAUCAUUCAUCCCUUAAGAAUCACAUCAGGUCUCACACUGGAAGCAAACCCUAUCAAUGUAAGGAAUGUGGGAAAGCGUUCCAUUUUCUCGCUUGUUUUAAGAAACAUGUGAAAACUCCCACUGAAGAGAAACCCUAUGAAUGUAAAGAAUGUACCAGAGCCUUCAGUUGUUCUUCAUUCUAUCGGGCACAUAUGAAGAUUCACACCGGAAAGACAAAUUAUGAAUGUAAAGAAUGUGGGAAAACCUUUAGCUGUUCUUCGUCCCUCACAGAACACAAAAGAAUUCAUAGUGGAGAUAAGCCUUAUGAAUGUAAGGAAUGUGGGAAGGCCUUUAGUUGUUCCUCCUCACUCUCCAAACACAAAAGAAUUCAUAGUGGAGAUAAGCCAUAUGAAUGUAAGGAGUGUGGGAAGGCCUUUAGUUCUUCCUCUCAUCUUAUAAUACAUAUAAGAAUUCAUACUGGAGAGAAGCCUUAUGAAUGUAAAGAGUGUGGGAAGGCCUUCAGCGAGUCCUCAAAACUCACUGUACAUGUCCGAACACAUACAGGAGAGAAACCCUACAAAUGUAAGGAAUGUGGGAAAGCCUACAACUGUCCCUCCUCGUUAAGUAUCCAUAUGAGAAAACACACUGGAGAGAAACCCUACGAAUGUCUGGAGUGUGGAAAAGCCUUUUAUCUCCCUACUUCCCUUAAUACGCAUGUGAAAAAUCAAAGUAGAGAGAAACCCUAUGAGUGUAAGGAAUGUGGAAAAGCAUUUAGUUGUCCUUCAUCCUUUAGAGCACAUGUGAAAGAUCACACUGGAAAGAUACAAUAUGAAUGUAAGGAAUGUGGGAAGGCCUUUAGUCGUUCCUCAUCCCUCACUGAACACUUGAGAACUCACAGUGGAGAGAAGCCUUAUGAAUGUAAGGAAUGUGGGAAAGCGUUUAUUAGUUCCUCCCACCUUACAGUACAUAUAAGAACUCACACUGGAGAGAAACCUUAUGAAUGUAAGAAAUGUGGGAAAGCCUUUAUUUAUCCUUCAGCCCUUAGGAUCCAUAUGAGAACACACACUGGGGAGAAACCCUAUGAAUGUAAGGAAUGUGGGAAAGCCUUUCGCCAUUCUUCAUACCUUACUGUACAUGCAAGAAUGCACACCGGAGAGAAACCCUUUGAAUGUCUGGAAUGUGGGAAAGCCUUCAGUUGUCCCUCAUCCUUUCGAAGACAUGUCAGAAGCCACACUGGAGAGAAACCGUAUGAAUGUAAGGAAUGUGGGAAAGCCUUUGUUUGUCCUGCCUACUUUCGAAGACAUCUGAAAACUCACUCUAGAGAAAACAUGUAAGGAAUAUGGGAAUGUCUGCAAAACUUUUUCAAACCUUAGGUAACAUGUGAGAUCUCACACUGUGGAGACACCCUAUGAAUGUAAGAGAGCAGGAAAUUGUCGUUCAUCUUUUUGAAGACUUUGGAGAACUUACAACUGAGAGGAACCCUGUGUAUGUAAACCAUGUGGUGAUGCCUUCGUGAACAUCUCUUACUGUGUGUAAGAAAAUUCAUACUAGAAGCAAAGACCAGUGCCUCAUCCUUAAAGUGGACUGCUGGCUCAUUGAUUUUCAGUUUUUAUUUUCUGAUAUGAAUAUUUAAGGUGAUAAAUUUUCCUCUAAUACCUUUUCAGCUCCAGCCACAUUGUUUUAUUAUAGAGUGCCUUUAUUUUGGUUUAGAUGUAAAUGUUAUUUCCAUUACAAAGUCUUUUGGACCCAUGGGGCAUUUGAAAUAUAUUUUUUCAUAUGUAGGCAAGAGUGGUCCUUUUUAAAUUUAGCUUGUAAUUGAUUCUUAUUGUCUCCGGUGAUUAUGAUGUGACACUUUGGUAUUUGUAAUUACUUUUUCAUCUAGUAUGGCAGUUACUGAAAAUUGCCUACCCAGUAUUUUUUCCCCUUCUUUUUAGUAAGAGAACUUAAAGUUUUUGAGGUUACCAGCUUUUACUAUUGAAAGCUUUUCCUGUCUAAUAAGUAAUUUCAGCAGAGGUUAAUAGUGCAAAGGUCUUGAAAGAAGAGUCUCAUCUGAUAAGCUGUUUUUGUAUUUUGUUCUUUGUCCUUGCUUGUGGCUGGGAAUUGGACCCAAUGUUUGAGUUUUAAAAAAAGACCUUGUGACAAGAAAGCUAGAAGUGAAGUUGGUUGGGCUGGCUUAACUUGUGUUAAUUUGGGCAUGGCUGGGACUACAUUUCCCAGAAUCACUUCCUUAGCCAGUUCCAGAUUAGACAAUUGGAAGGCAGAGGGAAGAAGCUGUUGAGUGGGGCCAUGAGACAGGGAGACAGAUGCAUAGGGGGCCUGGUGGGCUCCAGUUUCCAGCUCAUUUUCCUCAUUAUUGGACCCCACUGAUCAAUACAACAGGACAUAAGUGCUUGGCUUUAGUUACCUCAGAGGCAACGGCUCCAUUGACAUCUCUAAAUUAGUCCAUCAUGGGCAUACACAACUUCUUGGAUUAUCUGGCAAGUUCUAGCAUUGUCAUUUUGCUGAUAUUACAGUCCUUUUGGCACAUCAACUGACUCAAGAGUUGGCCUCAGUUUGGAGCAAGUACUGGUGUCAUCUAUGUAGUCCAAUCCCAUCAUGUCACUUUGCUCAUAGGGAAAUACGCAUCUAUACAAGCCCACUUUGAACUCAAAAAAGCAGGGAGAAGAGCUGUGGAGAAUGAGGAAAAUUAAGUAUAAUUGAGGUAAGCAUCAGACAGGCUGUCAUCUCAUUUCAGUGCAGGAAGAUUUAUAUUUGAUACCUUCAAAGAGGGAAGAUUUUAUUACUUUUUUAAUUCAAGAAGAUGAAAGCUAUUUGGUUUGCCCUGCUUCAGGUGCAUCUAGCUACACUUUUUCCUUCCAUUAUGUUUUCCCUUUACUUCUAAAAAUAUAGUUUACCAUUUCCCUUUAAACACCUUUUACUGUUUUAUUAAGGCAUGCAUACACUAAUAUGCAUGCAGUGUGCUAAUCGUAAAUGUGCAGCUUGAUGAAAUUUCACAUAUGCGUACCCCCUGAUAAGCAUAGAACAUUUCCACAACUCUGCAAACUUCAUUCAUCUGCCUUCUCAAUAAUUGUUCCAUAGAGGCAACCACAAUUUUGGCUUUUAUUAUAAUUUAUUAUAAUAAUUUAUUAGGUUUGAUUGUUCACUAUAUUUAUAUAAAUAUUAAAAUACAAUAUGUACAGUUAAGUGUUUGGCUUUUCUCAACAUUAAGUUUAGUUUGCCUUUUAGUGUCUUUUGACAGACUUAGACACUUAUUACUCUUGGUGUAUGCUUUGUAUGUAGGAAUGAGAUUACUGAAUCAUAGGGUAGACCUUAUAUUUAUUUUGGUAGGUAUUCUGAUUUUUCAGAAAGUUUGGUUCCACCUAUAAUCCUAAAAGCAAUAUGUGAAAGUCCUAAUUGUUCCACACACCUGGCCACCACUUUUUAAUUUGGCAGAGGAUGGGGUAAUGUUUUUGGGUUUGAUUUGCAUUUGCCUGGUAUGUAAUGGUGAAUACUUCUUUAUGUGCUUAUUGGCUGUUUGGAUAUCUUUAAUGAGGGCACCUUUUAAGCAUUUUACCCAUUUUUGGUUCCUUUUUCAUUUGAAGGGUUUCCUUCUGGUUACUUGUCUUUUAUUGUAUGUAUGUGUUUCUCUAUAUCUAAUUACAUACACAUAUGUAUGUAUAAACUGUGUGUUAUAUAUUAUAUAUACAUAAAUUAUAAUAUGUAUAUUAUAUAUACAUAUACUGCAGAUAACUUUUCUUAAUCUCUGGCUUAUCUUUUCAUUUUUGUAAGCUAUAAAGGGAAUUUGUUGGUUUGAUUUCUGAAAACUUCUUAGGUAUGACUAGUUUCAAGCAUGUUUGGAUCCUCUGGCUAAAAAGAUGUUUUCUGGAUGAGUUCUGUCUCCAUGUCUUGGUUGUGCAUGUUCUUGUAUUAGCUAUUCUUGGUGGCAUGCUAACUCUCGUUAUAGUGGGCCCCAGAAGAUCCAGGCUGCUUUCUUUCCAGGUUGAGGUCUCAGGGAGAAGAGAGUGAUUGUCUGUCUGAACAAUUCCAAUAUGAUUGUUAGAAUUGAAUUUGAUUGGCUCACUUGCCAACCAUUAUCCAAUCACUCUGGCCAGAAGAAUGUAAUCCGCUGACUUGUUUAGGACUGGCUCCCAUGCUCAUCUGGAAACCACAGUAGAGUCUGCACCAACUGAAUCAUAAGAGUUCUGACAGUUGUCAUGUAUAUGGAGAGGUGGGGAGGAGGCAGCAGUGUGCAGAGGAGAUCUAGAAGUAGAAGUAGUAGUACUGUGAACUAGCACAUUGUGCUUAUGCUGGGCUUAGCAUUGGGAGGGAACUGUGAAGUCUGGGAACUCGGCCAGGACUAAGUAGUUUUAUAGGUCCUUUCAGAAAGGUGAGAUGUCAUCUGUUAACAUGUCUGGAUCGCUAAAGAUGGCUUCUCAGUGUUUAUGUUGCUGUCUAGUGUUUUUGGAAAUCUGGUAACAAGAGCCUUCCAACUGUUUCCUUCUUCAAAAUUGUCUUGCCUUUUCCAUUCCCCAUUUGUUUCUAUAUUAAUUUUAAAAUCUCCGUAUCAGUUUUCACAGAUAAAUCUUCUGGGACUAUGCUUGGAAUUUUAUUAACUUCAUAAAGUAACCUGAAUAAAAUUUAACAUCUUUACAAUAUUGAGUCUUUCAGUUGAUGAACAUAAUGUAAUAUGUCCAUUUACCUACGUCAUCUUUAAUUUCUCUUAACAGUGUUUUGUAGUUUUAAUUGUAGAGGUCUUGAAUACCUUUGUUUAGUUUAUUUCUAGGUAUGUGGUAUAUUUUGCUUUAUAAAUAUUUACUUUUUCAAUUUUUUGGGCUAGCACAUAGAAUUGCAAUUGAUUUUAUGCAUUGAUCUUUUAUCCAGUGAUGUUUUUAAAUCCAAUUAUUUAUUCAAAUAGUUUACAGAUAAUUUUGGAUUUUCUGUGUAUACAA